UAACUUAGCUGCUGUUGUACUGGCAAUGAAGACGUGUGUCACAGCAGAGAUAUGUAAACUUCCGUAUCUCCGCUCUGUCAGUCAAACUGUUGGCUUGGACCAACAUUUUUCAUGUGAGCUUUUUUCUUUUUCUUUCCUUGUCUUGGAGGACUACUUAUUUAGCUGCUGAUUCCUGUAAAUCUGUAUCCAAUCUGGAUUCGCAUUGGGUGGGAAGGCAGAGAGCAAAGGUUAGUGAAGGAGUCAAACAAAUUACCGGCACGGCAACAUUGUCAGUGCACAUGCAGUUGCUGGAGAUUAGUGCUCUCUCCUGUAUUUCCACUGCAGCGCUAUCAAGAGUGAUUCUAUUUCACUCUAAGGGGGUUGAUGUGUGUAGUUUGUGACACAUGCUCAGUGAAACAAGGCAUGAAGUUAAACAAAUUAGCAUGGCCUCUUGCGUAAUGAACAGGGAUAAAGUUAGAAUGGGACAGACUUCAUUUUUACAUCUAGUUUGUGGGUUUCAGAGGGUUCAACAGAUCCCUUUUCUUUCAUACACCUGAUCCGUUGGAAGGAAUCAUACAUAAAACCCCAUGUACCAUAUUCUGCAUGUUGUUAAAUCUUCCAGAGACUGUCAGUGUUGUAAUGUUUACAUGAGACACCAGUAGUUGUGUACAUGACUGUCGUCUCUACAGGAAAUUUGUGUUGCAAAAAGUAUCAAGGAGGGCAUCAAGGUGAAUGGUUGUGUGUACACAGUUCAGGUUUUAUCUUGUAGCCGUGCUCAAUCUUUCCCAAACCUCAACCAACAAAUCAGAGUUUUGUUAAAUUUGACAACACCCUAAAGUAACCAAAGCUGUUGUCUCAGUUCAGGGGUUGCAUCCUUCGAAAGGGACACCACCCACCGGGCUCAAAACCACCUCCUCUGUGGGCCAUGUAGAGAGAUGGCGUGGUCUAUACAAGUUUUCCGUGAUCAGUGUCACCAGCUUGUCCUACUCUUAUUGCUGUUGCCGAGCACCAGAGCUGAAGUCGGACAGGCCAAGCAGGUUUUAAUUGCCUCUUUUUUUUUUUUUUUGUACAUUGUAAUUUUGGAUGUUCAGUUGUUUUGAAGUCUGAUACUCAGGCACUGUCAGUCGUCUAACGAUGCAGAUCCUGAAUUGAGACACAGCUGCUGUGUAGGAUUGGAAAAAACUAUUAUUUUAUCUCACUCAAGGCUAAGAUGCAGUUCUAAUACUAAACCCCUUAUUCUUCUCAAUUGUUACAAAGUCCAGUCUGUGCUGGUGGCUUUUUCAGUCCCUUUACAAUAAUAGUUGUUGAUGUUUGUCUGUCCCACUAUACAUUUCCUCUACAUUCCUUAGCACUGAAAUAUCUGUGGUUAGGAGCGACUAUGUUUUUAGUGCAAGCUUCCUCAGGUUAUAGAUGAUAAUUAUAGAAGUAUUAUUAAGAUGUCACAGAUGAGGGGUGAGAUGAACAGUUUACACGGGAAUCCAUAACAGGAACAGAAAAUCAGUAUCCGGCUUGCUUUGUGUUGGGUAAGGGGGCAUCCUGAGGUCAGUAGAAGGUUAGUGUCAGUUUAUACAAAUUAACAGCAGCUUUGAUAAAAACAUUCAGAAAGACUUUUAGACAACAUAGUGAUCAAUGCAGAAUUACCUCAUGCGAGCAAACCUGUGUUUACCCCUCUCCUCGUCAUACCUUUGGGCGGAGUGAGAGAUGUAUAAACAUGCAAAUGCAAAUUUGGCACUUAGAAAUAAAAUAUUGCAUUAUGUUUGUUUACUGUUUGUUUUUUGACUAAGGUUAUAGAUCGUAUGCACACCUUGGCCAUUAACCUCUGACAUCAUGCUCAGGGAGGAAGAUCAAAUGUUUUUAAGAACAGUAUCAUGAUGUGUUGCUGUGAUCCAGGUUUAUAAGUCAGGUAAACACAGAUAAACUGACACACUGUUUUGCAUUUCACUGCUUCCUAAAUUAUCAGCAACUGAAAAGACUAAAUCUGGAGGGACAGAGGGCCCUGUUAGACAGCAGCUAUCUUUGGCAACCACCUUCUAACUCACAUCAAUAAUAAUACUGUUACCUGAUAAAGUGGAAACGAUUUUUUAAUCCGGAAAUAACAAUGCGCCUCUGGGACAAAUUCAUACAAGACUAAAAUGCCCUUGAUUCAAGCCUGUGAUCUAAUGCUAAUGCUAAGUCCAGUGGUAAAACAAACAUUUGUGUUGGUGCAAACUGAGCAUUGCACAAAACAUAUAUCACACAAAUCUUAUUGGCUUCACACAAGUGUAUUAUUAGUGGCCCAGGAGGUGCGGGCCCUGGAGCUGUUUUAAAAUGUUGGCUUUAUAGUAAAAGCAUAGUGCUUGUUUUAAAUUGAACUGUAGGAUAUUACAGUGCUUUUAUUUUGAAAAGUUAUUAAUUUGGGUCUGAAGAUUGUUUCGAAUGCUUUAGGCGUCUGAAAUAGCGCAAAUGUAAUGUAUGAAAAAUAAAACCGUGGUUAAGUAAAUCAUUUCAAGUUAUAUACAAGCCACUGUGUAGGUGGGAGAACACCUUCACCGGCACCAGAGGAUCAAUCAGCGCAGGUGAGAGCUGUAAGCUGAUACAUCCUCUGGUUUAAAGGCAGCGGCUGAGCUGCCUGAGGGGAGACACGAGGGACAGAGACACGAGAGACACUGAGCUGCAAAGCUGACGGGCCAGCAGGAAGUGCUGUGUGUUUUGAGUUUGAGAGUUUCUAAGUUUCUGUUUUGAGUUAAUGAAGAUGCUGAAAAGCGACACCUUUGUCCCUGGCUGUGUUUGGGAGAGCCCCCUGGCAUUGUCAAAUGUGAACAGUAAGGAAAAAAAUAUAAAAUCUUCAUUGCAGAUAAAACAGGUUUAUUCUGUUCAUAAAAGCAUUCCAUUCCCAGAGCAUUAUGUAAGAGGAAAAUGGCCACCACGUGACUAUGGUCUAUUAAAAAUAUGAUCACAGCAGAAACUGUAGUAUUUGUCAUUGACUACAGCCAAUACUCCUCCAGAAGGAAAGACAAUGCACACACAAAUAUCAAAAAUCCAGACAAUACAUUCAUCAUAUAUGCAUUUAUAUAACUUACUUUAUACUGUAUGUGUUAGGUAUGUGUUGAAUUAAAAAUUUAAAAUCAACUUCCAUUAACCACUGCUGUGAAGAAAGGUUUCUAUUGUUCACAAACAGGUAAUAACUGCACCUUUAAACUGACCCGACUGGAUUCAGCAUUCCUUAAAAACCACCAUCAAUGACGGUUGACAAGAUGUUAUCCCACGGUUUCCUGACACAUCUGAUCUGAACUCUCAUAAAUCAAACUUUCAGAUGUACUUACUUGAUGAUGCUGGGUGGAAUGUGAACGUACUCGGUUGGGAUGAUUUCUCCAAGCUCCCGCAGACUAUUCACACACUUGAUCUUACUGCUGAACUUGGAGCUGUAGAAAAAAUUAGAAAGGUCUGUUUCACUGCUUACGUGAUCUGAUUCAACCACUGUAAUGGGGUGCGUUCGGCCACCGUACAUAUUGUGGCUUCAUUAAAUCCAUGCAGCCCCAUGUAGGAAGCGGGACACACAUGUUAAUUAACCUGGAAACGCCAAAUGGACUUUGUUAUUCUAUGGGGGCCAUUCAGGGUUCAGCCUCUUGCCCAAGGACACUUCUGCAUGCAGAUGGGUCAGACUGGGAAUCGAGCUGCUGACCUUCAGGUUGGAGUACGACCACUCUACCCCUCAGCCACAGCCGCUCAGCUCUUUAAUCCCAUCGGCAAAGCUUCUCUUUGUUUGCAGUUUUUGCAGCGUUUUAUUCUUGAAAACCUGAAGAGUCCAAACCCUGAGAAUAUUUGCAAUUUUAAAAUAAAAAAUAUAAAAAUCAUUCUUGUGAUAUUUAAAGGCUGAUUGCAGGAGCACAUUUCAAGCAGCUUUCAGGCAUUUUUACACUUAAAACAAGUGUGAGGUUAGUUCCUGUGUCAUCCAUUCUUUGAUUUGAUUCAUGGAUACAUGGUUUCAUUUUGCCAAGCACACACAGGACGUUGUGCUUCCUACUAUUGGGUAGACCAGAACAAGUGCAUCCAACCGGUCUGAUCACAUGAUGUAAGGGGAGAGAUACAGGAUGAAGUCAGAGACAUAAAACUCUAAUCUGAUUUGCUGCUGGUAAAGUCACAGGAGCAAGAACAAGCAGAGGAAUUGCCUGGAUCUACAACAGAUGGGAUGUAUCUACAAACAUUUAAACAUUACUCAAUAGAAAACAUAGCUUAGUGUGCAUUAAACCACAGAAUGUAUCAAUAACUGGGACAUCUACCAAAAGUCUUAACUUAUUAAGAAACAGCUCAGUUAAGCAAGUACCAAGGAUAUUGUAAUUUUUCAGGCAAUCAUUAACCAUUUUGGUCAUGUAAUCUUUGAUCUACACAGAAAUUGACUCAGUGACACCAAUUAAAAGGGGAAUGGCAGGUGGAAUACAUCCAUAACUCCCAUUGCAAAAAGACCCAGUAACAGUUACUCCUCUCCCCCAAUGAGGCUACUGAAACAAGGCAGAUUUCGCCUGCUCCUGAAGCUCACCAUUGCACUGGGAUCACUAUGGAUCCUCUCACUACUAACUCGCAGUAAUCCAGGCUGGAAUCCCAGCUCCGUUCUCGGGAACAGCUGGUUGGAGUAUACAGACUCUGAUGAUAGCCCAGAGAAAGUGUGCAACUGCUCAGCUAUCCUGCAGGGAGAGAGGGAGGCACUGGAGCAGGCCAAAUUACUGACCAUCACCAAAGACUUCCACAAGAGUGUUCACAUCCCUGAUGAACAUUACGUGAAUGCAACCGAAGACUGCAGUGCAUUCAAAUUAAGACGAAAAUACUUAACAUCUCCGUUGAGCCAGGAAGAAGAGGACUUUCCCCUGGCAUACUCUAUGGUUGUGCAUCAUAAGGUGCAGAACUUUGAGCGCCUGCUGCGAGCCAUCUACGCACCUCAAAAUAUAUAUUGUGUCCAUGUGGACAAAAAGGCAAAAUCCUCAGUCUUAUUUGCCAUCUGGGCAAUUACUGACUGCUUCCCGAACAUCUUCUUGGUCAGUCAGCCUGUUGAUGUGGUCUAUGCGGCCUGGUCACGUGUCCAGGCUGACCUUAACUGUUUGGCGGAUCUCUAUAACAGCAGCACACAAUGGAAAUACGUCAUCAACCUUUGUGGCCAAGAUUUCCCUCUGAAAACCAACUUGGAGAUUGUAAGGUCACUGCGUUCACUGAGGGGCGGGAACAGCUUAGAGUCAGAAGAAAUACCUGCAGGAAAUCUGUUGAGAGUGAAAAAUGCAUUCGAAGUAAUAGAUGGAACAAACCAGGAUACAGGGAAGGCAAAUGAGCCACCACCCAUCAACAUCACCAUAAUGUCUGGAAGUGCCUACUUUGUUGUCAGCCGGGGCUUCAUCCGCAGUGUGUUGGAGGACCGCCGAGUGCCAGCACUGAGGGAGUGGCUCAAACACACCUACAUUCCCGAUGAAUUGUUCUGGGCAACCAUUCAGCGAAUGCCCGGAGUUCAUGGCUCAACAUGGCCCCACAGAAUAUAUGACAUGUCAGACGUCAAUGCCAUCGCUCGCCUGGUGAAGUGGCAGUUGUACGAGGGGUCGCAGGAUUCACCGGACGCGAGGUACCCAGAGUGUCACGGCAGCCACGUCAGGGGAGUAUGCAUAUAUGGUGCCGGGGACUUACAGUGGAUGCUCAAGCAGCAUCAUCUCUUUGCCAACAAGUUUGACAUAGACACAGACCCCGUUCCUGUCUACUGUUUGGAGAAAUAUCUAAGAAAAAGGGCACUGUCUGGCAUAUAAUAGAUAUUUUUCAUAGCAACUGACAAUGGCAUUCAAUUCAAACCUUUAUCAAUACAGGGAAAGGCCAUGUAGCAGCACGUGAUUUAAUUUCAAGACGUAUUUUAAAUUUGUUUAUAAUUCUAGAGUGAUGAACACAAAUUAAAAUGUUUCAUUAGUGGCACUAUUCAGUUCCAUUCAAUCACGUCUCUCUGCGAUGCACAGAGCAGCCAAAGAUAAUAAUAUUAAUAAUAAUAGUUGUGAAAAGGGGGCUUUCUCCCCCCUUUUCACUAGGCGCUGUCUGCCUAUAUUAGACAUUUGGUCAUUUGAUUAUAAUUGAAAUUUUCAUUAUCAAUUCGAUUAUGUAGAUAAUCUGGUUUGGAGUUGUGUGUUGAAUUAUUUUACAGCAUGUAUGUGUUGACAGUUGAUUUUGUUAUGUCCAUGAUGUGGCUCUGUUUGAUUGUUGUUUUUCCAGAUCUGUGAAUGGGGUCAGAUCAGCAGGUCGAUCAGGGAGAGGUGUGUAGGAUCAGGUCUCUGAGAAAGGAGGGGCUGGAGUUUACAGAGAAUGGAGGACGUGUUCUGCAUUAGAUGACAUUUCAGUCAACCUAUUGCAUUUAUCUGCUGAACUUUUGCAGAUAGGUUGAAUUGAUUGGUCAGCAGUAGCCCAGGGUCCAAACGUGGUCUUGUCCUGAGUGUGGUUUCUCUUUGUCUUUCUGUUUAGCUCACCUUAUACUUACCAGCACAGAUUGCAUGUUCCAGGCAGGUGAGGCUAUAAAGCCAUUCAGUAGUGAGGGGGGGAGACAGGUGUUGGCAGCUUGGUGAGGCUGCAGAUUUUUCUAGUUUGUUUCUCUUUUUCUUUCUCUGGUAUGAUUUAGUAAUUUUUUUUGAAUUUCCCAGGAAUAUUCCUGUCUUUCUGUUGUAGAACGUUGUUUUUAAUAAAAUGCAAAACAUUUUCAUCUA
Molecule: messenger RNA, 6674 nt
Organism: Pleuronectes platessa (European plaice)
Lineage: Eukaryota; Metazoa; Chordata; Actinopteri; Pleuronectiformes; Pleuronectidae
Product: beta-1,3-galactosyl-O-glycosyl-glycoprotein beta-1,6-N-acetylglucosaminyltransferase
Exons: 8
Coding region: 4449-5738 (429 amino acids)
Cellular component (GO): membrane
Molecular function (GO): beta-1,3-galactosyl-O-glycosyl-glycoprotein beta-1,6-N-acetylglucosaminyltransferase activity
Source: RefSeq, a predicted model, not a curated record